AUAUUCAGCAUUUUCUUUGUAGUGGUUCCAACACUGGGUUUCAGUUCAGCAAAAUACGUAUGGCCAUUGAUUGACUCUACAUAUACCUACGAAAUAAAGAAUUCCAAAGCUGGAGACUACAAUCAGUGUGGAUUCCACUUCGAGGGUGACCAUCCCUCGUUUGCAGGAACCCCACUACAGUUAAAUGGUUACACAUAUCCCUACAUAGACAUUGACAUUGACAACAGUAACGAGUUUAAAUCGUUUUCUUUCUCGUUGUCAGUUAAUAUUUCUGGUUUAGUUGGAUGUAUAUUUCAUUUCAAGUCCUCGACAACGGCAUCUAACGUCAUUCUCGAAGUCCGUGUUUGUGUUAAUGGUACUUCACUUCAAAUGGAGGCAAUAUCAUCUGCAGGAAUAUCAAGUACUUUCCUAUCGCCGUCUAUGUUCCAAGGUCAAUGGUUUGUGGUGCAAGCGGGAAGAGACUUUGAUAAUACAAAGAUGAAGUUUAUUUCUAGCCUCAGUGGUGAAACUAUUUUAGCUUCUGAUAUACAUGGCUCUAAAAUUUUGGGAUUGCCAGGAACUUUUCGAAUCGGAGCGAAGCACGACACGACUAUGGCGUUAUCGUUAGAAGUUACCUGUUUCACAAUGUAUGACGUCACAACAAAUACAGCUAAUGAUGUAACGGACAUUGAAAAUCAAUGCCAGUCACCCUCUUCAGUAUCAGGUCUCCCUCCCCCGUCAGCGGGUUGCCCUGUUCCAGACACUACACAGCCUCCCUCUGUAACCACAGAGGCUACUUCACAAUGCACGAGGACAAUUUCUGGAUUUCCUAAUCAACGAAAUGGAUUCUUUAGUCUCACAGUGAAGAACACGACUUAUUCCGAUCCCGCUAACCUCAUAGCAACCUUUAGUGUUUUCAGUAAGAGACACUGUGCUGAACAGUGCUUAAGAAAUAAUCAAUGUUUAUCAUUUCUGUUCAGAAGUAUGAAUCUAGAACUUUCAAUUUGUACCUUGUUUAAUACACCUUCUCCGUCCAAUCCAGGUCCAUUGAUGUAUAGUCACUUGUAUAAACUUACAUGUAAGUAA
Molecule: messenger RNA, 1065 nt
Organism: Saccostrea echinata
Lineage: Eukaryota; Metazoa; Mollusca; Bivalvia; Ostreida; Ostreidae
Exons: 2
Source: RefSeq, a predicted model, not a curated record